Messenger RNA from Rhizophagus irregularis DAOM 181602=DAOM 197198, 995 nucleotides. The record is from RefSeq and is a predicted model, not a curated record. Lineage: Eukaryota; Fungi; Glomeromycota; Glomeromycetes; Glomerales; Glomeraceae.
UCCUACUGCGUAAUAAUUUAUGUAACAAAAGUACCUUAAAAUAAACAUGUUAAUUAGAGGGUGAACAAAUCCACCGAUAUGUAUCUCAGCUACAUUGAUUCCAGACAUAACCCGCUCAGCUAAUAAAAUCCAAAAGGAGCAUAGUAAACAAUGUGAAGAUGAAGGGAUUGAUUAUCUGGACCACUUCUCGUUAGAAUCAGUUAAGGAGAGUGAGAUUGGAUAUGUAUAAUGUAUCCAAAGCCCUUGGCUUACAAGCCCUUGCUGAUGUAACGAUAAUGCUUUGCAUCCGUCCUGCUGAAAUAAAAACCUUGCGUAUAUCUAAUGAAGGUGUAACUGGAUAUGCAAAAAAUCGAGGACAACAAGUCAUUCCUCGAGUAUUUAGAUCACUAGAGAAGAAUAAGGAGCAAGCUAGAGAAUUGCUUUUACGAGACUCUAGAAAGCCCGGAGUGUUAUGGUUUAAUACAUUUCUGAAAAAAGAUGAGUUCCUUCCUGAAACUGGCAAACCACUACUUCCUAGUUCUUUGCGCAAAUUAGGGGCAGUAUUUGCAGUCAUUUUGAAUUGUGCGAAGAAUUUAUCAGAGGCUAUGACUAUUGCCAGUGAAGCACUUCACCACAGUCCCGACAACCAUGCCUCUCCUGCAAAAAACUAUACUAUAGUAAAUUAUUGCAAAAGAGGACAACCUCAUGAUCAGGCAAAGGCAAUCAAGAUCUUUGAUGAAAACUAAUCACAUAUACUUAUCGAGUUCUUGCGGAAAGAUCCCAAAUUAAAAUGCAUAGAAGUCGGUGAUGGCUUUUUUACAAGGCUUGAGGAGGAAAAAAUCACUGGUGAUUCAUUUCUCAAGUUAACCGGAUGGGAAUUUAAGGAGUAUGGAAUGACAUUAAGACAAGCAUUAGAACUUGAGAAUUAUAUCAAGGGGCUGGGUGAGUGAUUAAUUUAGCCGGCGCUUUGCAUAACGUUAUGCUGAAAAUUUAAUGAGCCUUGUUCUUACAGACAU